This is a messenger RNA of Ahaetulla prasina, 1667 nucleotides long. Its product is annotated as UAP56-interacting factor-like. The record is from RefSeq and is a predicted model, not a curated record. Gene Ontology annotation, molecular function: mRNA binding. Gene Ontology annotation, biological process: mRNA export from nucleus. The transcript is spliced from 9 exons. NCBI's taxonomy places the organism in Eukaryota, Metazoa, Chordata, Lepidosauria, Squamata, Colubridae. Bases 80 to 949 code for a protein of 289 amino acids.
CGGAGGCGGGGCGCGCGGGGCGGGGGCUGGGAUGCCCCACGGCGGUUAGGCCUGCCCUCUUCCCCGUCCGUCGCCAGCCAUGGAGGUGCCGGGCAUCGGGCAGCAGGAACCGGGCGCGGCCGCCGCCCCCAGCGAGGAGAUCGACCUGUCCCUGGAUGACAUCAUCAAGCGUAACCAGAAGGCACAGCCGAAUCGGAAACCCUGGCGGCACCAGCUGAAGACUCGGAACCCGGCCUUUGGCAGCAGGAGGCCUCGAUUCCAGAGCUGGGGACCACCAACCCUGCCAGGAUCUAGCAGAUUCCCCAAAGGAUUUAGGAAGCCACCCUGGGCCAGGAAGCCUUUUUGGAGCAGGAUGAGCACUCCAGGCCCAAGAGCAGCUGGGCAGAUGCAGGGCAGGAGCCCCCUCAACCGGCCAGCCUUUGCCCAGCAGGACAAGCCCGGGAAAGCCCCCGCAGGCAGGCAUGGUGAUGGAGCCCCCCAAGACUCUCAGCCAGAAGCACCCGCAAGAGCCAAAGCCUUCCGAACAGCAGGGACGACUCUGCCAUUUUGGAGACCCUUCCGAUUAAACCAAGGCCACGUCUUCCGCCAGAGCCGGGUCAGAUUCAACUUCAACCAACGGCAGCAAAUCAAGUCCAAGAUGGAGCAGAGACUUACAAGGGUGAGAAGGUGGAGAACACAGCCAAGUUCUGGAGCAGUCCUGACGGUCUCGGUGUCCAACCCCCAGGCUGGCCACUCCCAGGGGCCAGGACCGAAACGCCCCUUCCUGAGAAGGCGGAACAGCCAGAACCCGCAGCUCCGCUGGCAGCCGAGAGGAGUGAUGCUAAGAUUCAACUUCCGGGCUAUGGCUAACCAGACCAGCGUGACCCUGAACGAGCGAUUCUCUGGACUGAGGCACAAACGCAAUUUUUCAGCAGAACGCAACACUAGCCGGAUGGUCACUCUGCCGUAAGCCUCUUCCUCGACGUGACCAGGCGAAAGCUGGGAAGAGGUCAGCCCUCCAAGGCCACCAAUUGCCUGGGACUACCUGGGGAGGUCCCUCACCAACUGCAGCUUGGGAGGAGCCUUCUCAAUGGAGCUGGUGACCUCCAGAGGUCCUUCUUUCACUUGAGCAGUAUCUCCAUAGGCCGAGCCGAAAGGCACCUGCUGAGGAAGUUCUCCAGCUCUUGGUCUCCCUAGGAGAAGGCUUGGUCCUCAGCGUCUGCUAUCUGCAUCUCUUGCCUCUUCAUGGCCUCACGUGGAUGGGGAAGUCCCUGGUUACCACCCGGGGUCACCCUUGCGAGUCAACGGGACCCAGAAUUCCAACGGUUUCUUUCUUUCUUUCUUUCUCUCUCUCUCUCUCUCUCUCUUUCUUUCUUUCUUUCUUUCUUUCUUUCUUUCUUUCUUUCUUUCUUUCUUUCUUUCUUUCUUUCUGUGUUUGGCCUGGAAAGCACUUUUUCAGACCUGUUUUGAGGUACCCACAUCCACCAGAUUGGGGUGAUGACACCACCUCUAUAAUGCAGUCCCGCAAACAAUUUAAAUGGUUCCAUUUACAUAAAUCUCAUUGGGGAUGAGGAAGUGAGGAUGUCUGACCUCAUCACCGGGUCUUCUGGAUGCAUAUACUUGGAGGACUGGGUCAAAUUUUAGCAAACUUCAUUCUUAGAAGGAAUAAAGCUAGUUUAGAAUCUGAA